Messenger RNA from Sciurus carolinensis (gray squirrel), 3743 nucleotides. It is a transcript of the gene Dtx4, whose product is annotated as deltex E3 ubiquitin ligase 4. Lineage: Eukaryota; Metazoa; Chordata; Mammalia; Rodentia; Sciuridae. Gene Ontology annotation, biological process: protein ubiquitination; Notch signaling pathway. Gene Ontology annotation, molecular function: zinc ion binding; ubiquitin protein ligase activity. Gene Ontology annotation, cellular component: nucleoplasm. The transcript is spliced from 9 exons. Bases 13 to 1872 code for a protein of 619 amino acids. The record is from RefSeq and is a predicted model, not a curated record.
CCCGGGCUCGCCAUGCUCCUGGCCUCGGCAGUGGUGGUCUGGGAAUGGCUGAACGAGCACGGCCGCUGGCGUCCCUACAGCCCGGCGGUGAGCCACCACAUCGAGGCUGUGGUCCGUGCCGGUCCCCGCGCCGGGGGCAGCGUGGUGCUGGGCCAGGUGGACAGCCGUCUAGCGCCCUACAUCAUCGAUCUGCAGUCCAUGAACCAGUUCCGCCAAGACACGGGGACCCUCCGCCCAGUUCGCCGCAACUACUACGACCCGUCCUCGGCCCCCGGGAAGGGCGUGGUGUGGGAGUGGGAGAAUGACAACGGUUCGUGGACGCCCUACGACAUGGAGGUGGGCAUCACCAUCCAGCAGGCCUAUGAGAAGCAGCACCCCUGGAUCGACCUCACGUCCAUCGGCUUCAGCUACGUCAUCGACUUCAGCACCAUGGGCCAGAUCAACCGGCAGACCCAGCGCCAGCGCCGAGUGCGCCGCCGGCUCGACCUCAUCUACCCCAUGGUCACUGGCACGCUGCCGAAGACUCAGUCCUGGCCAGCCAGCCCCGGGUCGGCCGCCUCGCCCCCGGCACCACCCUGCUCCUGUCCACAGUGCGUCCUGGUGAUGAGCGUCAAGGCCGCCGUGGUCAAUGGGAGCGCCGGGCCCCUGCAGCCCCCCGCGACCCGCAAGAACGUGCCCCCCUCCGGAGUGGUCAAGCUGCCCCCGCCUCCAGGCCCUGGGGCCAAGCCCCUGGACGGCACCGGCACCAUCCGAGGCCCGGUGAAGACCGCCCCGUCGCAGACGAUCCGGCGACAAGCCUCCAGCACGCCCGCGGGGGCAACUGCAGGCUCUCCCGCCAGCCCCCCAGGAGCCAGCAGCAAGACCGGGCGGGUGGCCCUGGCCACCUUGAAUCGAACCAACCUACAGCGACUCGCCAUUGCCCAGUCUCGGGUGCUGAUCGCCUCGGGGGUCCCCACUGUCCCGGUGAAAAACUUGAAUGGAUCCAGUCCCGUCAACCCUGCCCUGGCAGGAAUCACUGGGAUCCUCAUGAGUGCAGCUGGAUUGCCUGUGUGUCUCACCAGACCACCAAAGCUGGUCCUGCACCCACCUCCCGUCAGCAAGAGCGAGAUAAAGUCCAUUCCUGGAGUUUCCAACACAAGCCGCAAGACCACCAAAAAACAAGCCAGGAAAGGUAAAACACCAGAGGAAGUGCUGAAGAAGUAUCUGCAGAAGGUCCGGCACCCACCCGAGGAGGACUGCACCAUCUGCAUGGAGCGUCUCACAGCUCCCUCGGGCUACAAGGGCCCACAGCCCACGGUCAAGCCUGACCUGGUAGGAAAGCUGUCCAGGUGCGGCCACAUCUACCACAUCUACUGCCUGGUCGCCAUGUACAACAACGGGAACAAGGAUGGGAGUUUGCAGUGUCCGACCUGUAAGACCAUUUAUGGGGUGAAGACAGGCACCCAGCCUCCAGGGAAGAUGGAGUACCAUCUCAUCCCCCACUCCUUGCCCGGCCACCCGGACUGCAAAACCAUCCGGAUUAUCUACAGCAUCCCCCCUGGCAUUCAGGGGCCAGAACACCCGAAUCCUGGCAAGAGUUUCAGCGCCCGUGGUUUCCCACGACACUGUUACCUUCCAGACAGCGAGAAAGGGAGAAAAGUUCUGAAGUUGCUUCUGGUGGCCUGGGAUCGCCGCCUCAUCUUUGCCAUCGGUACCUCCAGCACCACGGGCGAGUCGGACACCGUCAUCUGGAAUGAGGUUCACCACAAGACAGAGUUUGGCUCUAAUCUCACCGGCCACGGCUACCCAGAUGCCAACUACCUGGAUAAUGUGCUGGCGGAACUGGCUGCCCAGGGCAUCUCUGAGGACAGCACUGCCCAGGAGAAAGACUGAGGCUGGAGGGGCUGUGUUGAGGGGGGAGGGGCUGUGGUGACCACAGGACAGGAAGGGGGAGAGUCAAGGUGGAAUUUGGUAACAUGCCCUCCCUACUCCCUCAUCCCCUGCAUCCUGUCUCCCUCCCCCAUCCCUCCCAGAUUGUGGGGGGGAGCCAUUUUGCAUAAGGUGACAUCAUUCAUAAACCUCAUCCAACACAAAGGGGACACGGGACAACGGCCAUCCUGCGUCUGUUCCUGUGGUGUUUUCGGUGCUGGGUAGGCAAGAACCCCCACCCCCUCUCUACCCCCAAGUAGGGGGCACUGUCCGCACGCUUGGGGUGUGGACCGCGCUCGGCACUCCGCACCUGGCCUUGUGAAGCCGAGGUUCUUCGCCUCAGCUGGCUUCUUGCUGCUUCCACUCUGCUUUGAGUUGGAGUUUCCGCUUUUCUCUCCUCCCCUGGAGGCAGGGAGCUCUAACUGUGCAAGGUGGGGGGAGGGCACCGAGGGGUGGACCCCGAAACUGCUGUGACAUCUGAAACUAGAUGCCUUGGUGUGGAGCGGGGAAGCUUCUUGCCGAUGGGGUCAGAGAGGCAGAAAGAAGCCUCUGGGGCGUGCUCAGCUCUCCUCACGGUCCCCUGGGCUUCUCUGGGCCCUCUCCUCCCCCUCGCACCUGUGACCUGUCCAAAGAGGCAUCUGGUUCUUUCUCAUGGGUGGAUGGACUCUGGGAUUCUUCUCUGGGGUAGCAUCCUGUGAUGCCGUUUCCAGCCCCUCUCUGAUCAAACCAGAGCCUGCAUCCCACUGGACAUCCGCACUGUCCUCAGGGAGAGGAGCCCACAGCCUUCUUCCCAACUCAUCCCAGACCAGCUCAAAGAUUCCACGAUUUCAUGGAUUCACUGUGAGUGGAGCCCAGCCGGGCUCUGUGCCGUCUGUGUAUGAGCAUAUGUGUGCGUGGGUGUGUGUGCACCACGGGCCACAUUGCUGGCAGGUCCGUCCCAUCACGUCCCUGAACUCCGUUUUGCAAGAUGCCAAACCCCGGUUCCGAUGGGGAUGAAACUGCCAGGGUGUGGUCCCUUGACUUUCUUCUUUUGGCCAACCCAUCUCAAGGUGACCUUGGAACCUGACAGAGAGAGAAUUGUGCUUGGGGAGGUGUGUUGAGGUGAGACCUGGAUCCACACCUAUCUCUUUCUGUUCAAGACUGAAUCAGAGCCAGCCUCCUUCCAAUCUUGCUUCUAUGAGGGUUUCAGUCUUCACCCGUGCAAAUUUGCUAGUUAAGCCCAGAGAUGGUGCUGGGCCCCUUAUGCCCCUCAUCUGUCCUAGAUUGAACCUACAACAUGGUGAAAGCCUCUAGUUCAUUCCUAACAGGGUUGGGACCACAUUAUGGUCUGGUCCAAUGUGCAUCUGGGUUGUAUCCCAAGACCCUGUCUGUCUGCCCUCAAUGUCCUCUUGCCUUUGGCUCCAAUAAUGGAUUGAGGAUUGGGGGGAAGCGGGGCUCAAGAAGGGAAACCCAAUUCCCCUUUUAAAAGUGGGUUCUUUGAACUAUGUGUUUGGGGGAAGUUCCUCUGGAUACUAAUUUGAAUUUAUAUACCUCAUGUUUUGGGGGUUUGACGUAUAUAUAUGCAUAUAUAUUUCAUAAGAUUUGAAAAGUUUUUGAUGCUGGAAAACAGGAAAUAAAAGAACCGUCAACAGUGGUACUCAAGUCAGAACUGGAGGCCAAGGUUCCGUGAGAGCAGCUCUGUAGCUGCUUGCUGUUAGCCCUACGGCCAUGUUGACAUAGAGGUGACCUGUGGAUUCACCUGUUCCUAGGAUCUUGCUGGUGCUGAGUCUUUCUUUACUCUCCAUUUGGCUAUAGGGACAAUAAUUGGCUCCACCAGAGGGAACUCUAGCGGAGGA